Molecule: messenger RNA, 1128 nt
Organism: Cavenderia fasciculata
Lineage: Eukaryota; Evosea; Eumycetozoa; Acytosteliales; Cavenderiaceae
Exons: 7
Coding region: 1-1128 (375 amino acids)
Source: RefSeq, a predicted model, not a curated record
AUGAUAGAAGAGGUGUCAGGUGACGAUAAUAUUAAAAAUGUAAAAACUAGGAAUGAGGUUGCAUUGGCUCAAAUAUACGAGCAACAACAGAUAGCAAAAGAAGUUGCAGAUAGAUCAAGUUAUCGGUUUAGUAUUCAUUAUGGUUGGGUUGUGGUUGCAGUAGAGCUGCACAAAGAGAUUGACCGUCAAUCUGAACUAAUUAAACUACUACAGAACCAAUUAGGCCAAGAACAAAAUCAUCAACUACAACAACUACAAGACCAACUACAACUAAUAAAAGACGAACUACAACACCUAAAAGACCAACUACAACACCGAUCAAAAAGAUGCAACAAGCGGAAUCAACCGCUUGAUCCACAAAAUCCCGCUCAACCGCUUGAUCCACAUAUUCCCGACCGAAUAAUACGCAGAAUUGGAGCUCAAGAAUUUUUGGAUAACAACCUCACCUGUGUUAAAGUAUCACUUCCAAAAUCUAGGACCGAGGUUGUACCAUACAAGGGCUAUAUACCUGCAUUAUUAGCUCAAAUAUACGAACAACGUCAGAUAGAGUUUGCAGAUAAAAUCUAUCGAUCAGGCAAACCCAGGGCUACGAUAAGAAUCCAUAUUGGUUGGCUGCUGGGUGUAAUUGUGUUGUUGGCUGGAACUUGCUGCUAUCUAUAUGUUAAAUAUGAUAGUUUGGUUGUGUUUGGACUAAAUCAAGAGAUUAGCCACCAAAUUGAUCUAAAUAAACUUCUACAGGUCCAAGUAGAAGAGGAGCAACAACAUCAAAUACAAGUCGAAAAGCUCCUACAAGACAAACUGGACCAACAAUAUCAACAUCAACAAGAUGUACAACAAAAAAUACGAGACCAACUCGCUCAAGAAAAAGGUCAUAGCAAAAAACUAGAACAACUACACGAAGAAACAACAACAACUCUUACGACAAAAACACAGCGAACAGCAACAACAACUACAAAAAGAACUACACCAACUACAACAACAACUACACCAACUCCAACAACUACAACAACAACAACAAAAUCAGCCACAACUAAAAGACAUACUGCAACAAAUACAACAACUACAACAACUACAACAACAACAACCACACCAUCAAAAAAAGGGAGGAUGGUUGAGAAAAAUUUUUAG